Molecule: messenger RNA, 714 nt
Organism: Theobroma umbraticum
Lineage: Eukaryota; Viridiplantae; Streptophyta; Magnoliopsida; Malvales; Malvaceae
Source: RefSeq, a predicted model, not a curated record
AGCAAAAAAAAAAAAAACACUUGUCUUUGCGAAUGUGUCAAAAGUCCAUAAAAGGAGAAGCAAGAGAGAACUUCCAUGCACCCAGAGUCUCUUGAUUAAUUUAGCUUCUCUUUACAUUUCGAGAUCAGAAAAGGAAAAACAAAAGAAGGCUCAAAUUCCUUUGGAAAUGAAGAACGAAGGAAGCGUGGAGCCUUCCUACGCUGAAUUUGAACCCUAUUGCACGUGGAAAAAGGAACGGAAAAUUUGCAUUUCUAAAGCAACUGACAUUCUCGAAAUCAAGCUCAGUGGGUUCAAGAAGGAAGAAGUGAAAGUUGAACUCGAAAAGGAUGUCUUGCAUAUCAGUGGAGAACGUCCAGUUGGGAGGAGUCCACAGCGCUUCCUCAAAAAAAUUGAUGUUUCAAAGUACGACACUGAAGAUCUUGGAGCAGAGUUUGAAGGUGGAAUUCUUCGUAUAAGGCUACCUAUGAAAUGUUCUGCCAUCAGGUUCCGCGUGGGAGGUGAUAAUGAGACACUUGGAAUUUUGCUUUCAUGGCCCCAAAUUAAGACAACUAUCUCUGCGGUCGCAGCUGCUCUGCUGCUGCUGCUUCUUGCAUUUUAUAUGUAUAAAUAUAGUGAGUGCACCAAUUUCUAAAUUGGUUUCAAUGAAAAAUUGUACAUUUAUGCAUGCACUACUCAAAAUAAAUCAAAAGAGAUGUUAACAAUCAAAGUUUCAAA